This is a messenger RNA of Miscanthus lutarioriparius, 2949 nucleotides long. The record is from the annotation of a GenBank genome assembly. NCBI's taxonomy places the organism in Eukaryota, Viridiplantae, Streptophyta, Magnoliopsida, Poales, Poaceae.
AUGAUGGAGUCGGCGGCGGCCCAGGCCUGCGCCGCGUGCGGGGACGACGCGCGCGCUGCCUGCCGCGCGUGCAGCUACGCGCUCUGCAGGGCGUGCCUCGACGAGGAUGCCGCCGAGGGCCGCACCACAUGCGCCCGCUGCGGCGGGGACUACGCCGCGAUCGACCCAGCGCACGGCAACGAGGGAGCCGAGGCGGAGGAGGAGGUGGAGAACCACCACGCCGCCGGUGGCCUGCGUGAGAGGGUCACCAUGGGCAGCCACCUCAGUGAUCGCCAGGAUGAAGUAAGCCAUGCCAGGACCAUGAGCAGCUUGUCGGGAAUUGGUAGUGAAUUGAAUGAUGAAUCUGGCAAGCCCAUCUGGAAGAACAGGGUGGAGAGUUGGAAGGAAAAGAAGAAUGAGAAGAAAGCCUCAGCCAAAAAGGCUGCAGCAAAAGCACAGCCUCCACCUGUCGAAGAACAGAUCAUGGAUGAAAAGGACUUGACAGAUGCAUAUGAGCCACUCUCCCGGGUCAUCCCAAUAUCAAAGAACAAGCUCACACCUUACAGAGCAGUCAUCAUUAUGCGGUUAAUAGUUCUUGGGCUCUUCUUUCACUACCGUAUCACCAAUCCUGUUAACAGCGCCUUUGGUCUCUGGAUGACAUCAGUAAUAUGUGAGAUCUGGUUUGGUUUCUCCUGGAUCUUGGAUCAAUUCCCCAAGUGGUAUCCUAUCAAUCGAGAGACUUACGUUGAUAGGCUGACUGCACGAUAUGGAGAUGGUGAAGAGUCUGGGUUGGCGCCUGUAGAUUUCUUUGUCAGUACAGUGGAUCCACUGAAAGAACCUCCACUAAUCACUGCAAACACUGUGCUGUCUAUUCUUGCUGUGGACUAUCCUGUUGAGAAGAUCUCAUGCUAUGUAUCGGAUGAUGGUUCUGCUAUGCUCUCAUUUGAAUCACUCGCAGAGACUGCAGAAUUUGCUAGAAAGUGGGUGCCAUUUUGCAAGAUGUACGCAAUUGAGCCACGAGCUCCUGAAUUCUACUUCUCGCAGAAAAUUGACUACUUGAAGGACAAGAUACAUCCGUCUUUUGUCAAGGAGCGUAGGGCUAUGAAGAGGGACUAUGAAGAGUACAAGGUGAGGAUAAAUGCUUUGGUUGCCAAGGCUCAGAAGACACCUGAGGAAGGCUGGAUCAUGCAAGACGGUACACCAUGGCCUGGGAACAAUCCUCGUGACCACCCUGGCAUGAUCCAGGUUUUCCUUGGUGAGACUGGUGCACGGGACUUUGAUGGAAAUGAACUUCCUCGGUUAGUUUAUGUGUCAAGAGAGAAAAGACCAGGCUACCAACACCACAAGAAGGCAGGGGCUAUGAAUGCUCUGGUCCGAGUGUCCGCUGUUCUGACAAAUGCUCCUUACAUUCUUAAUCUUGACUGUGAUCACUAUGUUAACAACAGCAAAGCCGUUCGUGAAGCAAUGUGCUUCAUGAUGGACCCUACUGUUGGCAGAGAUAUCUGCUAUGUACAAUUCCCCCAGAGGUUUGAUGGCAUUGAUCGCAGUGAUCGAUAUGCCAAUAGGAACGUUGUGUUCUUUGAUGUUAAUAUGAAAGGACUUGAUGGCAUCCAAGGCCCAGUUUAUGUGGGAACUGGUUGUUGUUUCUAUAGGCAGGCACUUUAUGGUUAUGGACCUCCAUCUCUGCCCGCACUUCCGAAGUCUUCAGUUUGUUCGUGGUGUUGCUGCUGCUGUCCCAAGAAAAAGGUUGAAAGAAGUGAGAGGGAAAUCAACAGAGACUCUCGGCGAGAAGACCUUGAGUCUGCCAUUUUUAACCUUCGCGAAAUUGACAACUACGAUGAGCAUGAGAGGUCCAUGCUGAUCUCUCAGAUGAGCUUCGAGAAAUCUUUUGGGCUGUCCUCAGUCUUUAUUGAAUCAACUCUUAUGGAGAAUGGGGGCGUCCCUGAAUCUGCAAACCCAUCUACCCUAAUUAAAGAAGCCAUUCAUGUCAUUAGCUGCGGAUAUGAAGAGAAAACUGAAUGGGGAAAAGAGAUUGGCUGGAUCUAUGGUUCAGUUACAGAGGAUAUUCUGACUGGGUUUAAGAUGCACUGCCGUGGCUGGAGAUCCAUCUACUGCAUGCCGGUGAGACCUGCAUUCAAGGGAUCAGCCCCUAUCAAUCUUUCCGAUCGUCUUCACCAGGUUCUCCGGUGGGCUCUUGGUUCUGUCGAGAUCUUCCUCAGUCGGCACUGCCCGCUGUGGUACGGUUACGGUGGCGGCCGUCUGAAAUGGCUCCAGAGGCUGUCCUACAUCAACACCAUCGUGUACCCGUUCACUUCUCUUCCUCUCGUUGCCUACUGUUGCUUGCCUGCCAUUUGCCUGCUCACAGGAAAGUUCAUUAUUCCUACGCUGUCCAACGCUGCAACGAUAUGGUUUCUUGGCCUCUUCAUGUCCAUCAUCUUGACGAGCGUGUUGGAGCUGCGGUGGAGUGGCAUCGGGAUUGAGGACUGGUGGCGCAACGAGCAGUUCUGGGUCAUCGGAGGCGUGUCCGCCCACCUGUUCGCCGUGUUCCAGGGUAUUCUCAAGAUGAUUGCCGGGCUGGACACCAACUUCACGGUCACGGCGAAGGCCACGGACGACGCCGAGUUCGGGGAGCUGUACGUGUUCAAGUGGACGACGGUGCUGAUCCCGCCCACCAGCAUCCUGGUGCUCAACCUGGUGGGCGUGGUGGCUGGCUUCUCGGCCGCGCUCAACAGCGGCUACGAGUCCUGGGGCCCGCUCUUUGGCAAGGUGUUCUUCGCCAUGUGGGUGAUCAUGCACCUGUACCCGUUCCUCAAGGGUCUCAUGGGCCGCCAGAACCGCACGCCCACCAUCGUGGUGCUCUGGUCCGUCCUCCUCGCCUCCGUCUUCUCCCUCCUCUGGGUCAAGAUCGACCCAUUCGUCGGAGGAACCGAGAUCGUCAACACCAACAACUGCAACACAGUCAUCUGCUGA